CGUCACUACACCACACCAUUUCUCAUAUCUUCCACAAAACACAAACAAAACUCCCAAUUGGACUCUUCGAACUAUCUGUCCUCUCUUCUUUAUCUCACUCUCGGAGAAUUAGGGUUUCUGCAGUCUCAAUACUAACUUUCUCUGUCUGGUUUGUGCUUUUCAAUGCCUGCUAAUUACUUGCCCAAAUCGCGCCUUGAAAACCCUAGACUUUGCAGAACUCCUCCAUUUUGUUGGGGAUUUUGGGUUAUCAGUGGAUUGGUGUCUUCGCUUUGGUUGGAAUUGUGUGUCAGAAUUUGAUUGAAGCCCGCCGGCGAUUCUUGGAUGGCGCCAAGUCGAAGGAAGGGCGCCGGCAAAGCUGCUGCGGCUGCAGCUGCCCGCCGCCAAUGGAAGGUGGGCGAUCUCGUUCUUGCUAAAGUCAAAGGCUUUCCUGCUUGGCCUGCCACGGUAAGUGAGCCAGAGAAGUGGGGCUACUCAGCCGAUUGGAAGAAAGUACUUGUCUACUUCUUUGGAACGCAGCAAAUAGCCUUCUGCAAUCCUGCUGACGUUGAAGCAUUUACUGAAGAGAAGAAACAAUCUCUUUUGGUCAAACGUCAAGGAAAAGGUGCAGAUUUUGUUCGUGCAGUGCAGGAGAUUAUCGACAGUUAUGAGAAGUCAAAGAAAACAAACCAAGCUGAUGAUCUCAAUUCUGGAGAAGAAGUUACUCUCGCAAAUGGUGGGAAUUCAAUGGAGUCGUCGGCUGAUUUUGAGUCAAAGGGUCGGACUGAAACUUCUGAAGCAACUGUUACAGGUAGAAAUGAUCCUUCUCUUGGAAGCAGCGUUGCUCCUGAUGUCUCAAAAAUCGGUUCUCUGCUUGAUAAAGAGGCCUUAUUAGAGCAGCCCACUGAUAAUGUCGUGGUCACAGCAAAACCUGUUAUAACUACAUAUACUUCAAGAAAGAGAUCUGGAGGCCUACGUACCCGUAAACGUGCCACAGAGAAACAGGAUUCUUCAGUUGAAAGAUCUAGAAGCUUUUCACGGUUAGAAUCCUCUAGAUUCCAGAACCUUAUGAUUCCAUCUAAAUUAGAUGGAGACAUGAAUGUGGGGGAUGCAUCAACUGAAGUGAUCCUGGAUAGAUCAUUACGAAGGAACAAGCGAGUACGGAAAUCACCAGAUGCCUCUGAAUGGGAUGAUGUGGAUUCAUCUGCUCAUGUUUCAAAUGGAAGCAUCGAAGACAACAGUUCUGAAAUUGUAACAGUUGAUUCUGAUUCUCUGAGUCUAAAUGAAGGCAGCACUAUAGAUAGUGAAUCUAAACCUGAACACUCUGAAACUGUUGUUGAGUGUUUGGAGGGAGAUGUUGAGUUGAGCAAAGGGCUUGAUUUUCAAAUAAAAGCUGUGGUUAUAAAGAAGAAAAGAAAACCAAACAGAAAGCGAGUGACUAAUGAAGCAGCCGAGCAACAUGUCAGGUUGGAAACAGAGGCUGAUUUAGAUGCUGGAGUGCAUAGUAGUAGCCAAAAUUCACAAUCUUGUGAAAACUUGAAUGAGAGGCAUAAUAAAGAAGAUGGAGAUGAGCACUUGCCUCUAGUGAAACGAGCUAGGGUUAGGAUGGGCAAAUUAUCAUCUUCGGAGGAGGAACACAGCAGCUUUUCUCAAGCUGAAGAAAAAAUCUCUCAUGGUGUUGCUCCCUCUGAGGUACACAAUGGCUUAUGUCCAGUUGAAGAAAGAAGCCCUAAUGAGGUUGCAGUAGCUAUGGUUGAGCAGAUUGGCCCGCCAACUAACUUCAAUGAUGAUUGCUCUGCUGAUAAAGGCUUGUUUUCUGUGAAGGGAGCAGUGGAUAAUGCAUCAACCCAAAAGGUCUUUGUUCAAAUUCCGGCAAAUAGGUCCCAGCUGUCAAUAGUUAAGGAGAAUCAGUCUUUUGGCUGCUCAGCAGAUGGUGAAGCUGCUUUGCCUCCUUCCAAACGUCUUCAUCGUGCUCUAGAAGCCAUGUCAGCAAAUGCUGCAGAAGAUCAGGCAUGUGGUGGGACAGCAACCAUGAAAACAUUAAUGAAUGAGAGUUCCAGUACUCUAAGGAGAAGCUCUUCUGACACGAUCUUUGAAAGGAAAGAAAGUGAUGGUGCAGGAGAACAGAGUGUAGAGACUCUUGGCCUUAGGACCUCUGCUUUCUGUUCAAGCUCUGACACAAUUUUGGAUGAACCUAUCAAAUCACCAUUUGAAGCAGACAUUUCUGUUCAACCAAUAGCAGGUUCCAAGAGUCGAGAACAUUGUGAAGAUGUCUUGAAAGAGGCCUUGGAACAUGAACGUGGCAAAGAUCUUAAUCAAUCAUGUGGAGGUCAGGCUUUUUGUACUGCUAUUCAACAAAGCAGAAAUAACUCUACACAUAAUUUUGACAGUAGACAGGCCAGUCUGCGAUCCAGUGAGGGCUUAUCAGAUGAAUUGUUACUUCUGAAGGAUGAAGUCUGUUCUGAAAGACUUCAGUUAAGAGAUGUUGGAGCUGAAUACAUUGGUUCUUCUGAGCAUUCUCAACUGAUUCCAGCUCUUAUCUCACAUGCUGAUGAAGCUUCGAAGGUUACAUCUCAAAAUGGUUCAAAUGUGCUUCAGUACAGUGCUGAGGAUACUGGCUGUGAGAAUACUGAAUCAUUGAGGUCUCCAAUUCACGGCAACAAUCAAGUUGAUGGCAUGUCUGAGGAGGCAAAAGGUCUCAAAUAUGAGAAAAGACGGAAGGAAGCUAGUUAUGCUUCUAUUUCUGAUCAUCAUUUGCAUCACAGUGGUGUCUUGGUAGCCCAGUCAAGUCCAGUUCCGGCUGAUGGAACAGAAUCUCCUGCACAAACAUCUCCACCCACUACCUCAACAUGCCAUGUAUCUACCUCAGAAAGUGCUAAUUUUGUUCAACAUAGUGGAUGUUCUACUCCCAAUCAUUCACACCAGAAGACAACUGUAUGUACAUCAGUUGAAGAAGAAAAAAUUGAAUUACUGGUGCCGCAACUUGCAAAAUCUGCUGGCAGAUGGAGUAAUUAUGCAGAAGCGCAUGCUGCUUUAUCAUCCUUUGAAGGAACGCUUGGAUCAUUGACCAGGACAAAGGAGAGCAUCGGUCGAGCAACUCGCAUAGCCAUUGACUGUGCAAAGUUUGGUAUUUCUAACAAGGUGGUAGAGAUUUUAGCCCGUCAUUUGGAAAGUGAGUCUAGUUUACACAGAAGGGUGGAUUUGUUUUUCCUUGUGGAUUCUAUCACUCAGUGUUCUCGAGGUUUGAAAGGUGAUGUGGGUGGCAUAUACCCUUCAGCUAUUCAAGCAGUGUUGCCACGUCUGCUUUCAGCUGCUGCUCCUCCUGGAAGUUUUGCACAAGAAAAUCGGAGGCAGUGUUUGAAGGUUCUGAGGCUUUGGCUGGAAAGAAGGAUCCUUCCAGAAUCUGUUAUUCGCCAUCAUAUGCGGGAACUUGAUUCACUAGGUGCUUCAUCUUCCGCUGGUGCGUAUUCUCGCCGUUCAGCAAGAACAGAAAGGGCUUUAGAUGAUCCUGUUAGAGACAUGGAGGGUAUGCUUGUUGACGAAUAUGGAAGCAAUUCAAGUUUUCAGCUUCCAGGAUUUUGUAUGCCCUGUAUGCUUAAGGAUGAAGAUGAAGGAAGCGAUUCUGAUGGGGAGAGUUUUGAGGCUGUCACUCCUGAACAUAAUCCUGAAACCCCUGAAGAACAAGAGACCUGCCAUCCAAUUGAAAAGCACACACACAUCUUGGAAGAUGUUGAUGGUGAGCUUGAAAUGGAGGAUGUGGCUCCAUCUUGUGAAGUUGAAGCAAGUUCAACCAAUGGCAUUGCUGGAGUCAAUGGUGUACCGAAUUUGCACGAUCAAUUAGAACAGAAUUUUCCACUUCCCUUUGCCCCUCCUUUGCCUCAGGAUGUGCCACCAUCAUCACCACCACUGCCAACAUCACCUCCUCCACCUCCACCUCCACCGCCACCACCUCUUCCUCCUACUGGUCCCCCUUCUUGUGCGAUGCCUGAUUCUUAUGUUAAUGGUGUUGAUUCAAAAAUUUAUACAAAUUCGCAUAAUAUGCAAGAUGACUUGCGAGAAUCCAGGGCUCAGCAGCCAACUGCACCAAGGAUCAACCCAUCAUCAAUGUCCAAUGGAGUGCAUUAUCAUGCUACUGAAUGUAGGGAUGAGAUGCAGAUUUGUGACUCUACAAGCUCUUUCAGCAGUUAUCCUGUACACCCAGUGCACACAGACGGUUCUACCUUCCACCACAAGGCUUAUCCUCCAAGGCCUCCACACCGACAUCCUCCAAAUCAAUUCUCUUAUGUCCAGUCAGGCCAGCAUGUAAAGUCUCGGAGAGAGAAUCCACCUCCUUAUGAGCACAGAUACCACCCGUCACAUAAUGGUGAUGGUGGAAACUUUUACUAUAACCACGAGAGAAUGAGACCAGCCCCAUAUGAGCCCAGUGAAAGUUGGAGGUACCCAGCACCCCCCUUUUCUGGGCCACGAUAUCCUGAUAAAGGUAGAACACCUUACUCGCCUGGUCCAUAUGGUGGCCCCCCAAGAGAACAGACUAGGAUACCUCAUCAAGGGUGGUCAUUUCCUCCCCGGGAGAUGCAUCAUAGAAACUUUAUGCCUUUUAGACCACCCCCCGAAAGUGCAAUUCCAGUUUCUAAUAGAGUCAGUCGGGCGGGAAUGGGCGGUUCUGCAUCUGUCCCUGAGAAAUCAAUCCAUGAAUUCACUGUCAAGGAUGCGCGAGGCCAGGAAGUCGACCUCAGCGUCUACAAAGGGAAGGUUCUCCUUGUCGUCAAUGUCGCCUCUAAAUGUGGAUUUACGGAUUCAAAUUACACCCAGUUGACUGAGCUUUAUAAAAAGUACAAGGACCAAGGUCUUGAAAUCUUGGCUUUUCCAUGCAAUCAAUUUCUAAAACAAGAGCCUGGGUCAAGUGAAAAUGCGCAAGAGUUUGCUUGUACACGAUACAAGGCUGAAUACCCAAUCUUCCAAAAGGUUCGUGUCAAUGGGCCGAAUACAGCACCUGUCUACAAAUUCCUAAAGGCGAGUAAAUUUGGCUUUAUGGGAUCUAGCAUAAAGUGGAAUUUUACGAAGUUUUUAAUCAACAGGGAAGGGCAAGUCAUCAAUCGCUAUGGCCCAACCACCAAUCCUUUGUCUUUUGAGGAUCAUAUCAAGAAAGCAUUGGAAAUUAAGUGAGGAAUAUGCUGUAAAAAGAUGGGAGUAAAAAGACAAAAAGAAGAGGUUAAUCGUUUAAAUGGCGAAGAGGCUACUCUCCUAUCAAUUUAGUUAUUGUAUAUUAUGAACAGUGAAGUUUUUCUAUAUCUGGUAUUCGGUUUGCAGAUUAGAAAAUACACACUCUGUAGAUAGUUUGCUAUCAAGUUGUUCCUUCCUAUUGAGCUUUUCCAAUGAAACUUCUUAUGUGUGAUUGUCCGGUUGAAAUCUUGAUUGCUUGGCUUUGGAUUUGCAUAAUCAGAGCCUCGGACGAUCACCUUGCAAAUGGUUAUUUAAGUGGCACUGUUUGAUUAACAUUCAGCAAUAAGAUUCUAUCAGUUAUCCUAUUUGAAA
Messenger RNA from Jatropha curcas, 5511 nucleotides. The record is from RefSeq and is a predicted model, not a curated record. NCBI's taxonomy places the organism in Eukaryota, Viridiplantae, Streptophyta, Magnoliopsida, Malpighiales, Euphorbiaceae.